CUGUUCUAGGUCCACGUCACUCAUAUCGAUUCCCCACCGCCGGCCUCCCUCUCGACCAUCUUCUCCGCCAACGAUUUGGCACGCCAGCCAUUAACCUCGCCUCGUGCUGUUUUCGAUCUGGGCUGACAGCACCCAAGGUAUCGCUCCGCUGAAAUGCAACUUGCCAGGAUCUAGUCUCGAUCGAGCGCUUAGCCCGUUAUGCUCUCGACGAACUCGGGAGUUCGUAAAUGAGAGCUUGAGAUCAGCUGACGGCUGGUGCUGGAUCACUCUUGUGAACCGCGAACUGCACCUGGAGCCCAGACGGGAACAAUCACUCUUGUUACAGGCAGUCAGCAAGACGGCUCUUUGGCCUCGGACAUUGGUGCAUUUCUCACAGGAUCCUGACCCCGGAGUGCUAGUUUGACAGGCAUGCGAGUCUGGCGCUGCGAUGCUGCGGGUUUAACCCAAUUCUAAGCCUUGUGUAUCUGAUCGUAUCAGCUUCUAUCUCUAAUGAACGCACCAGGUAGACGAGCGCUGCCAAUGCACAUGCGGUGAGGCUCUGAAUUUGUGUCGCGGCAUUCCAGCGCAACCUCUUUGCUCUCCUCACCCAUGACUAACACUCAGCCCCUCUCGCACUCGUCGCCCACCGGUCCAGAUGAUGAUUGGAAGAAGUUGCUCAGCGAGGCCAUCACGGCAUACGAGGAAAAGACCGGGAAGAAGCUGCAUGAACUGCCGUUUGCUCAAGACGUGGAGGACUGCACCACGCUGGUCGAUUUCUUCGGAGUAUUGGACAAACACCAGAAAGCUUUCGGCGAAUUCCGUUCCCAAGACGAGAGGAUUCGGGCGAUUCUCAAGCCCAUUGCGUCGCUCACUCAGGCUGUCAUCGACCCUGCGGCCGAAGCGGCAGCCACUUUUGUUCCGGGAGGGAAAGGGAUCUUUGUCGUUGUUGCGGCGUUUCUUCAGGCGUCCAAGAGAGUCAGCGCCAAUUACGACGCCCUGGAGCUUGUCCUACUCCGGUUCCAGCCGUGUCUCGUCCGUCUGGAGAUCUAUCUCGGGCUGAAUUCUUUCGCUCAGCGUCGUGCCCUCCGUGAUGCGUUCUUGAAGAUCCUCGUUCUCAUGAUCAAGAUCUUCGGUCUGCUCACAACGGAUCUGAAAUCGAUCCAUAAACUCAAGCGGGGCCGGUGCUGGGUAACGCAGAAGCGAAUCAGGGAUUGGGUAGGCCAGCUGCUGCAAGCCGAUGAUACGAAAGAUGCUCUCAGUGAGCUCGACGAGCUUACCAAGCAAGAAGAGCUUGCUGCUGUGAUGGAAAGCCUGAUUGCGGCAGAAAGGGCACGAACAGCGGCAGAACAGGCUCAAUCGGCCGCACUGGCUGCACAGGAUACUGCGCUGGGGGCUCGAUUUGCUGCUCAGGGUGCACAAGACGCAGCCCAGGGCGCGGAAAUUGCUGCUGAAUGUGCUGAAGUCGCUGCCGAGAACGCCGAAGUCGCUGCCGAGAACGCUGAAGCUGCUGCUUUGGGCGCUGAAUCUGCUGCUCACGGCGCUUAUGUCGCUGCUUUGGGUGCUCAGGUCGCUGCCGAAGGUGCUCAAACUGCCGCUGAGGGCGCUGAAUUUGCCGCUUUGGGUGCCGAAAUAGCGUCAAGACAGAACAUAUUACUCACCGGGACUGUUCAUAACAACAUAGUCGAAGACCGCAUCAAGACGUGGCUGAAACUGUAUGACACGGGCAUUCGCUUGGACAAUCUACGCAAUGAUAAGCAUGAGGGGACCUGCGAAUGGCUCUUUGACGAGGAAUUUGACGACUGGCUUGAGACGCCCAACGCAUUGUACUGGGUACAUGGCAAACCGGGUGCUGGGAAGAGCGUGUCGAUGUCCGCCCUGGUCGAGCGUCUACAGCAACACAAUCAUAUAUUUGCCUUCUUUUUUGUCACGUACCGUGAAGCGGAGUCGCAGACCGUGCCGAAUAUCCAGUCGUCACUGGUCUAUCAGCUCGCCACCCAGAUGAAACUGUGCCACAAGAUAUUGGAAGCGGCGUACAACAACCGAGGCGCAAGUCUCACAGCAGAGCAGAAGACAGUGUCUGGAUGUCUCAUGGAGAUGCUGAAGACCUUGCCGCAGCGUGUGAUUCUUGUGAUCGAUGGACUAGACGAGUAUCCAAAUCCUGAACGCUCAAAAAGCCUGUUACCCUUCUUGAAAGAACUGCAUGCUGCCAAGAUCCAUCACCUGCGGCUUUUGCUGGCAAGCCGACCCGAGCAUGACAUUGAAUCUUCUCUCAAGCCACUAGCUACUCACUGGCUUGACCUUGAAGACAAAAAGAAGAUUCGCGGAGACGACAUUGCCAGCUUUGUCCAUGCUCAGCUUGAGGAACAUUGCUCACGUUGGUCCAUUGCCACUCGGAAGAAGGCAGAGAAGGCUUUGAAUGAGAAGGCUGAUGGGAUGUUUCUGUGGGUCUCACUGCAGAUUGACCGUCUCCUUGAAUGUGAUGCCGAUGUGAUUGAAGAAGAGCUGGCAAACCUGCCUUCGGACGUCAAAGGGACAUAUGACCGGAUCAUGGAACGACUUCGGGCUAAUGGGUCCUUCCAUCGCUCCCAGCGUCUUCUCUAUGCCGUGGUCUUCUAUACGGUCUCCAAUUCCAGCUUGCAUGAGUCAACUGCGGCGGCUAUCACUAUGGUCGGCCUUGACUGGGUGGUCAACAACGGAAUGCCACAGCCACCCGAUCCGUUUAAUGCCCGCGAUGUGAUCCGUCGGUGCGGGUCAUCAUUUCUUCAGAUUGAUGGAUUUUCGCAAGUUCGAUUUGUCCAUUUCACAGCCCAGGAGUAUUUGCAGGGACUAGCGGAUUUCGACAAGCACAAGGUCUUUGUCACUGUUUUCACGGCCUUUAUCACCGCGGCGCUGCUGAAACUUGUUCAUCCGAGGGACGAGUGGGAAUGGCCUAACUCGGGGGUACGCCUGCGCGAGGCGGAUGUGGAGCCUUUGCUAUCGCGCAUUUUUGAUCUGCCGGAUGCGCUGUUGCCACAAAUACUGGAAGGACUCGGAAGGACUUUUGCAGGCUCACGGGCAGUAAUGGGGCGGUCAACCGCCAAGUUGGCUGCGGUGUACGACAGCCGCUUGCACUGGGCGAUGAAAUGCAAUUUACCCAAGAAGGCUGAGGCGCUGCUUGCCGAGAUGGGCGACGAGAAAAACCAUUCUCGACCUGUGCGGGUUCUCAUCCGCGUGAUCAGAGAAGCCCUCAGACAGGAGGAUCCCAGAAAACACUACUUCGACACGAACUCAUGGAUUACCUGGUACCCCAGUGUCGCGGAGUGCGAAGCACUCAAGCGCGCAGCUGACAGGGAGGACUGGUUCUCUGUAGCUACAUCUAGCGGAGACUCGACAGAAAGCCUAAUGCCAUUCGAUGCCCAUCCCGCUUUGCACUGCGGUCUCCGUGUCUUCCACAGCGCAUUCGCAAUUACUGAGCCGGACAGUCAUAUCCAAAACCGCGAGGUACAAGCACAACAGGAACAGCUAUUUUUGCUCUACGGAUGGACAACGAACCCGCUCAUCGAAUACUACAUCACGGAGAACUCCAGAACACACCACCCUUCGACCGGCCUGUCCCAGGUUGUGACGGUCACCUCUGACGGCUCUAGCGGCAAGAUCUACCGAGCACAGCGCGUCAAUGCGCCUUCCAUCUCCAGCACUCCAUCCUUCGACCAUUUCUGGUCCGUGCGCAUGCGGCAAGGCUUUGGACAUAUGCAGUGCAGUUCCUGCAAGCUCCCCUCCUGCUCUCUCCGAUGGCAAACUUACAGCCCUCAUCGUAUCCGCUCACGAUCCCGGCCACUGCUCGAGACGAUAGUUACGUCGAGGGCUGCGACAUGGCGGAAGAGUUUUGCGAUGAACCAAAAGGACAUCCAGAUGGGUUAUCGCGAAGUUCGUCCGCUCGUGAUCAAAGGCGUCAGCUUCGACGUUAAGGCCGGGAAGAAGAUCGUUGGGCUGCAAUCGGGUGAAGUCAGCAUUGACGCAGCGAAUAUUGCCGAAUGUGCUGUUCUUGGGCACUCUGCGCGAGAACUAGGACCCACAAAACUCGAGGACGGACGCAGAGCUGUUAACCGUGCUGCAGCGUGCAUGGCUACUGCCGCGACCCGGGGAACCGUCUGACCCCAUAGCCGAAUCCAAGUUCAGUCUGAACUCCACCAUCGGCGAUGAGACCGAACUACAGCGCCGGCGAGAAGCAACUGCUCUCCUCUGUCGAGUGUUGGUAAAAAACAGCCCGAUCAUCGUACUGGACGAGGCGCCGAGCAGUGUUGAUGUAGAGACGGAUGCCAAGCUGCAGCGGACGAUCCGGACAGGGUUGGGAGCUCGAUGUUGCUGUGCAUAGGAUCGUCUACUACGAUCAGAUUUGGUGCGCCAUGUAACCUCUUCCUCGAUGUCGGAUUCUCGCGUCCUCUGGAGAAAGAGAGUGUAGUCGAAUUGUAUCGAUCUGACGUAAUGUAGAUUUGUACAAACUGCCACUUGAUUACUUGACCAGCGCGAGAAACGACCAGCUCCAGGGCAACUUCUACCAGCUGAACUGUGCCCAGAGACUCCGAGCUGUCCCAGAUGAUCGAAACGCUGAAGCACGUUGUGUCGACCCAGCUCAAUCUAUACAGAGAGCUCGCUUGAAUGCAUCCCCGUGCCGGACACGUUCCAAUCGACAACUCUCCUAGAUUCUCACAUCUUCUAUCCCUAUCCCAUCAUGGUGUGGCUGGGGUCAAGAGUCAGUCGCUGGAUAGUCUGGGCUGUGUUGAUGUGGAAGAGGUCGAUGAAUGGAGAUCUAUUUGCAAGUCACGGUGAUGGACGUGGACCUAAAUUACGGGCCCGAUCGCUGUGGUAUCUGGUGAACCGGGACGCAAGCACCAGUACAUCCAUCUGUGGGAUACAGAGAAGUACCUGGGGGCUCGAGGACCGCUGGUUCGACUUGAUGCAGAAGCUGUCGUAUCAGGCGUCGACUUUUCAUAAUCACAGCAGCGUUAGCCAGACAGUUGCGAUCAACUCAGCCGACUCGAGGCAUCGGCGUCAGCUGUCUCGAUUUCGUCACAAGUGCAUAGGGGGGGGCAGCAGUACGCUCGUGUGGGGGACAUUCUAGACAUCCAGCCACCAAAACCAAGCACGAGCUCGGAAGCAGCGAGACCUGGCUCCCAUCUCAAAGAGCUCUGGAUGCACAUCGUUCGCAGCGACAUCGUGGUCGGCCGGUUGGAGACGUUUCGAGAGGCUGACCAUUUCGCAUGCUUCCCGAUACCGCCAUCAAGCAUCUUCCCAGAGCACCGCUCUGCCGCAGGGUUUCGUGACGCCGGAUGUCCCUGACGCGUUGUGAAACGCUGUCGCUGCCGAUAGUGGGAUGAAAACCCGCGUUCGCCGUGAUUUUGAAGCUACUUGCGCUUUUCAUGCGAUCGAAAGUCCGUUGAUCCCAGCAAGAUCGGUUUCGUACUGGCUUACAUGCUGAGGGCCUCCCAAAUCUUCUGUCAGGUUGGGCGUGGGACCAGCGUAUCCGCCGUUUACACUCUCUGAUCUGUUGCAUCCACUCAAUCGAUGCCGCACGCAGCGCCCGACUCUCUUAUUGCGUCAAUGACUCCCGCCAUCCAAAUGGAUCUAUCGCUACUCAGGACCCCUACGAUGUGAGAUCACGUGCAGCUUGGGGCAUCGGCUGGACGCAGUAUUGCGAGCGCUCUUCCGAUCGACACGGAGAGGUGAUUCACUGCUGUCUCUCUGGUGCGCUCGGGAAAUCGGCCAUGGCCACUCAGCACAUGAGUAGGAUCGUUCCUCAGAGGGAUGUGCAGGCCACAACAGGGGACGGACACUGACUGAUGUCGUUCCGGCGGCCGAAGCGUUUUUAACUGCGAUUGGGAUCCUCAUAAGGUCAAGGCGCCUAAGGGCAUCCGAGAUAACCGAAUCAUCAACGAUGUCAGCUCGAUGCUCUUGGCAGAAUACGAGCUCCCUCUGCCCCACUGCCGGUGGGCGCUAUCCGGCCUCGACUAUGGGCGAUGCAGCGCACAGAGAUUCUCAAUCUGAUCCAACCGUGCCGCUCAGACGAUUCGGGGUGAAUAGCGCUGGGAAGACAAUGGAGAGGUGGCCCCGAUCCCGUUGCUUGAGUGUCAUCAAGACCGUGCUGGACAAUAGAAACGGGCGUUGGACCUGGAGAUGCUGGUGCUUUGUGCUUUCUACCAUUCUUCUUCAUGGCUUGAUUUCGGUCCUCGAAUGGACGUGCGCUGGACUGUUGACCGCUCGCAAUCAAGGAAGAGAUCCACUAGUCCUUUUCACGGAGGUGAUGGGCGUACACUCGGUCAGCAGCAACGACGAGGACUGUCCUAAGAACGACGACGAGCCGACUCGUGAGACGCCGCUGGAUUGAGACCAAUCUCAAUAUCAGCCAGCGCACUCGACCACCGAAAUGCGAGGCUGUAGGCGAGACCAUGCCAAUGGAACGGGGGUUGUUGCCUACGUUGUUGCCUAUGUUGCUGCUCUGUGCUUUCUUUCUCUUGCGCACGUCGUCAUGUCGACCUGUGCACGCGCCUGCCCUGGACGUUUUGAAGCCCGCGACACUUCUUGAGCCCCCCACGCUGAAGCCGAACUCGUUUGUGGUCGUCUGUGGUGCAGCCGGCUGACCUCAGGCCACAAGCUGUCCGAUGGUAUUGCUCUGAUGCCCCCCGGAAUCAACAGACUCGAAAUAUUUGUCGGACCUCGGGGGCUCUUAUGAGUUUCUGGAUGGUGUAAUCCACGGUGUUGGACUUUAUCCGCUGUACAAUAUGCCAUGUCUACUCUGAUCUCAAAUUCGACUUGUGCCGGUCUCUCGAUCACCCAUAAACACCCUGAUGCAUCGGUCAUUGUGGAUGCUCACAGAUAACAGAAUGGCUGAACCAGGGGCAAGCUUUCGAGAUUUCCCAAGACUGGAAGACGGUGCGGUUUCACUCACGAGCACGACAGGUCACAUCAGCGCCGGGUGAGGAAACAUAGAGAUUAGGGACUAGUCGAUAUUAGAUCAAGCUCCAUUGCACUUUGAAUAUCUUGGCGACGCGCCGUACGAGAUCGAAAUUGUUUCCGUGGAUCCCCAUCGCCACAUAUGUCGGUCCGGGCGGGUGAGCCGGCAGAGGUGUCGGCGAUGCAUCGAUGACAGGCCGUCGUCAUUGGCCUCGGAGCUUUCUUGGAACUCUCGGCCGCCGGACGAAGUUCGGCGGAACCGUCCCUGACCCUCCCGUCAUGACAGAAUAUCGCAAGCUGCUGCUGCUGAUCUUGGGACGAAAACGCGCGUACGGCGCGGAAGCGAAUACACUUCGAUGCUGAGAAAUCGUAUCCCGACCAAGCCAAAGAAUCCCUCAUGCGCUUCUCAUGAAUACGGGCUGCCGGCCCAUUCGAAUUCCCGGAUGAAAUCGUACUUGGGAAUCUUCUAGAGGCACACACUCCAUGUGCAAGCACGGGCACGAACGCUCCACCGCGGUCACGCGCGUAGAUUUCUCGAGCAUAUCAUCGCAGGAGUGGACUCCAUGCGCAAAGGACGACCCCCAACCGGGACCCCAGCUGGAAAACAUGAUCACCGCGACGAAUGCUCCACUUGGGGACUCGGUCAAUUUGGUCUUUGCACGUUCUACGGUGUGGCUUGCUCCCUUCCGACUAUGUGAGCAUCACCGAGAUAUCUCAGAGGAUCGAAUCUCUGUUGGCCCUUCUCGCUCCCUCACUGCAUGGUCACUGAAAUUGUUUCUGCACUGAAGCUCGAUCUGCCAGACCACCUGAAUCGAUGCAGAGAUCCCGAUGGAAUGCAUACCUGCGUUGUACUCGUUCCAGCCGACGACUCUCCCAGAAAUGAUGAAACAUGCGUGGUCCCAAGUCUGGUCACCGAGACAUCUCACCCGCCCGCCUCCAUGCUGGGUGCUGUGGCCGGGCCUUGCACUCUCUGAACUCUUCUUCUCUUCCUGCAACGUCGAAUCGGGAGUUUUAGUCUGUGGAUAGGCUGGGCUGUGUUGAUGCGUAGGAGGCCGACGGAUGGUUUGAGAUCUGGGAGGGAUUCAACGAAACACACGACACCCUCACAAAAAGGGGGGUCGGAAUCUGGAGCUCGGCUCUGGAAUGCCAUAGGAGAUCGAUGCGCUGGUGACGUUGAUGGAUAUGGACUGCAAAUACGGGCACGAUCUUGGUGGUCUCUUGUGUGCCAAGGUGGAAGCACAAGUGUGGGAUUUUGUUGAUACUUGUACUAAUGGGAUACUGUACACUGACUGCGAUGACUUGGACUAAGCACAGGACCAGAAGCUCAGCGAUUGAGGUCACGAACUAUCUAGUGUCAGUGCGGACGCUCAGAGAAGAACGUCGCUCGAAACCAGGUCUGCCUUCGAUCAUUGCGAGAGUGAAGUGAGAAUCUGGCCCAGAGUCCGGUGUUCCCGAUCGCAGAUCUCUAUCUGUCAUUGACCUCAGACUGGAACUCUCAUGAUCACCUCAGUGGACACCCGUCCUGACCCUCCCGUCGUGAUAAACAUGGUCCUGCAAAGCUCGGAACGUACAUUAUUCGUCAGGGAUAUCGCGACUGGGACGCUCGGGGUUGUCUCAAUCCCGAUCUCGACGAACGUCGCUUUCUGGGGGAGCCGGAGCAGGGCAUUUACGAUGAGGAUAUGACGAAUCCGAUGAGCUUCCAGGCUCAGACGACGCGGACGCAGUGACGCACCAUCGAGUUUCGCGUCUUGGGAAUGUCUUGCCAACCCUCCGGCCGACAAACACCCGCCAGGGAGGGCACGAGAAGCACUCCACAUAGCGAUUCGAGAUCCGGAUGACGAGCGCGCCUCUGUGCUCCAGGAUGUCUUUGACCCGGUGGACAUGGUGUGGAAUUACGGGUGCAAUUUCAGUGGUAGCUGUUGUUCGUGAUUCAUAUAUACACUAAUCUGUACUGUCUUGCAAUGCAGACUUGGUGCUCACAAUUCUACUGCCUGACUUCGUGCACAAGAAGUCAUAUCGUGCGUCGACUCACUCCGGCCCUAAUGAACAGAAUGCCCC
Messenger RNA from Mycena citricolor, 8967 nucleotides. The record is from the annotation of a GenBank genome assembly. NCBI's taxonomy places the organism in Eukaryota, Fungi, Basidiomycota, Agaricomycetes, Agaricales, Mycenaceae.